Messenger RNA from Neolamprologus brichardi, 2398 nucleotides. NCBI's taxonomy places the organism in Eukaryota, Metazoa, Chordata, Actinopteri, Cichliformes, Cichlidae. The record is from RefSeq and is a predicted model, not a curated record.
UUUAUUGGUUUACGGCCACAUAGAGAUUAGUGGAAUAUGGUUUAAUAGCUGUAUUUUGGUAAAUUGGGUACUAAUUAUGUUUAGCAGUUGAACCGCAUGCAUUGAAAGUGCACUGAACCGCUGUCCAUGGUGCUGGCAGCAGCUUUCUUCUGUUUUGUGUCGUUAUAGUCUGGUGCUGUCCGUUGUGCUGAAUAUUGGGGGGUGUACAAAAAUAUAGAUGAAUAAUAAUUUUAAAAAAAAGAUCAUUAAUAAUGCAAACGAAUUUAUUAAACUGUAUAUGUCAUCCAAAAAAACGUAACUUGUGGGUUAUUCUGCAUGGAUUUUAAUUCUGUUAUACCUUAUAUUAAAAAAAAAACAUCUUAUAUUUCGGGUCAUGUAACCGAAUACAGAAGUGUCACAAGAUGCCGCUAGAGACCAUGCAAAAAAAUAUAGUCGUUGGCGUUUAGAAACUCCUCCUCAUUUAAUGACGAAAAGAUGAAACGUCACCAUCUGGCAUUGCUUUGUGAAAGAAGCGCACAGACGAUCAAGGCCCUAAUGAGUGAGGAUCCUUGGCGAGAGUGGAUACAUGAAGGGAUAUUUUUCAUAUUUGGCGUUUCUUUCCAGGAAGUAUAAAUCAGGAUUUCAUCCUUGUGUAUAAACAGCGAUGGCUGCUCGAAGACAAUGGGAUAAUAUUUGGAGUCUGUUGUUCAGCCUUCUUUGUCUCUGUGAAUGGUCCGUGGCUCAGAUAUCCUAUUCCAUUUUUGAGGAGGUGGACAAAGGCGCUGCAGUGGGAAAUCUAGCGAAGGAUUUAAAUCUUAGUGUGCAGCAGCUUCCGUCAGCGGGUCUUCAGAUUACAUCUGGGUAUAAAUCCUCGUAUUUUGAUAUCAAUCUUGAAUCUGGAGUACUUUUCGUUAGCGAGAGAAUAGAUCGGGAGGAGCUAUGUCCUAAUACGGUAAAGUGCUCUUUAAAUAUCGAGGCCAUAUUGAGUAACCCUCGCAGUCUUCAUCGAAUUGAAGUUGUAAUCAAUGAUAUUAAUGACAAUGCCCCGUCUUUUCAAGAAGAUAUAUCUACAAUUGAUAUGUCUGAGUCCUCAUAUAUCGGAGAAAGGCAUCCGUUGCCGAUAGCGCAUGACCCAGAUGUUGGCGUUAACUCAGUGAAGACUUAUAAAUUGAACGCGAAUGAUUAUUUCUCUUUAGAUAUACAGAGUACUGGCGACCAGAGUGUGUCUGCUGAGUUGGUGCUGCAGAAAGCCUUAGAUCGAGAAAAACAAGCUGUUAUUGAGCUCACUCUGACUGCGAUAGACGGAGGAAAAUCUCCCAAAACGGGGACUUUGCAAAUACACGUUAAUGUUCUGGAUGUGAACGAUAAUUCACCCGUGUUCAGUAAAUCUCUCUACAAAGUCCAAGUAAUUGAAAAUGCAAAUAUUGGCACACCGUUACUAACACUCACUGCGAGUGAUUUAGAUGAUGGUAUUAAUGGUCAGGUUGUCUACACAUUUACAGAAAGAGGACGUUUAAACCCUGAUGACAAAUUUUCCCUGAAUAAUAAUACUGGGGAAAUUACUGUGCGAGGAAAUAUUGAUUAUGAGGAAAACCAAGCAUUUGAGAUCCGCGUUCAAGCCCGAGACAGAGGAACUCCUCCUCGCAGUGCACAUGGCAAAGUUUUAGUUGAAGUCAUUGACGUUAAUGACAAUGCUCCAGAAAUCUCAGUGUCUUCAAUCAUGAGUUCAGUGAAAGAGGACGCUGAAAUUGGCACAGCUGUUGCUAUGGUGACUAUCACUGAUCAAGACGGGGGUAAAAAUGGCCUCACAAACUGUAAGAUAACAGGUUCUGUGCCAUUUAAAUUAAAAUCCAACUAUAAAAACUAUUAUUCUUUGCUAGUGGACGGGCUUCUUGACAGAGAGACUGUUUCCCGAUAUGAUUUAAAUAUUGUAGCUACAGAUGAAGGGACGCCCUCUCUGUCCAGCACAACUGUUAUCACUAUUCACGUUUCUGAUGUAAAUGAUAACCCUCCUAAAUUCCCGAACUCUCCAAUUACUCUGUAUGUGAAAGAGAAUAGUCCAAUUGGAACUACUAUUCAUAAACUGACAACGACAGAUCUGGAUUUAAAUGAAAACGCAAAAUCAAUGUAUCAUUUAAUUAGCAGCUCUUCCAAGACCACGCAAAUGGCUUCAAUGGUAACUGUUAAUUCAGAGACAGGAGAUAUAGUCAGCUUGCAGUCUUUUAACUACGAGGAGUUAAAAACUUUCCACUUUAAAGUUCAGGCCACAGACUCUGGUGUUCCUCCGCUUAGCAGCAACGUCACUGUCAACAUUUUAAUCCUGGAUGAAAAUGAUAAUAAUCCAACAAUUCUCGCUCCUUACUCUGAGCAUGGCUCCGUUAACAUUGUACAAGAGGAUGUGGCUCUCCGGGCUUUUUGA